AACUUGGUUCUUUCUCGAGUGGUAUGUAGUGUGAGUUAGCACCGUCUGAAAUGAUCGUGGCCAGAGUUCUGACAAAAAGAAGGGCAAUCGACAUAGCACGUUGGGAGGAAAUUCUUUCAAAGGUUGCCCAGAGAAGGUGUGGAGGUCUUGCUUGGGAGCCAAGGGCCCACGCCCACAGCCACCAUGAGGCGGUGAGCGUGAUGUCACAGUGGGUGUCAGAGUGCAGCCAUUGUGACGCGUGAAGCUUGGAGUAGAGCACAGGCUGGCGGGCUCAGCGCAAGCGUCAGUGCGGCCUGGUGAGGCGUGGAGAGAGCAGGGUCUCUUGCAGUGCUCACCGUCGACGCAAAUGAUGUAUGCUAGGAAGCGGAAGUUGUCUGACUCUCAGGAGCCAGGUGAGAGCACUGCGUCCCUGUGCACAGGUCCCGAUGCUGGGCAGAGGGGUGCUGGGGCUCUGCCUGCGGCUGAGAGCCGAGAGGGGAGGAAGGGGCAGGCAGGAGCUCCCAGGCAGGCAUGGGGCUGGGCCCCUCUGCUCCUUGGCAAGGGGGCCCAGCUUGGGCUGCGGCUGCCUUGGGCCUGCCAUGGCCCCUUCCCCUCCACCGCCUCCAGCCAGCAUGGCAGGCACAGAGCAGGACCCUGGGGACAGCCCCCAGGGACACCUGGCCCCGCCAGCUGCUCACCGCUGCUCACAUUUGCUCUCUCCUCUGCAGCGUGCGUGCUGUGUGGCCGGGGAGAUGUUGACCGAAACAUCUUUGGCCGCACAUUUGACCAGAUUUGGUUUUGGGUCCACGAGUUCUGCUUGCUUUUUGCCAACAUCUCUUUUGAUGAAAGCUCCACACAGGAGGGAACUGUGGGCAUUGACCCAGCUGCCCUCACACGCAAAGUCAAGCAGGCAAACCAGAAGCAAUGCUGUGUUUGCGGCGAGAGGGGGGCUGCCAUCACAUGGGCACAGGGCGGCUGUGAGCGCAGCUUUCAUCUGCCCUGUGCCAAGGACGGACAAUGCGUCACCCAGUUCUUUCGAGAGCACAGGUCCUUCUGCUGGGAGCACCGCCCUCGACAGACCGCAGUGACAGCUCCAGCAAGAGGCACCACCUGUGUCAUCUGCCGGCAGACCGUGGGGAACGUUGCAUCCUACCACACCCUGGUGUGCCCAGCGUGCAAACAUGCCUGGUUCCACCGGGCCUGCGUCCAGCAAAAGGCCUUGAAUGAAGGCAUUGCAUGCUUCCGGUGCCCUGCCUGCCAAGACGGCGCUCAGUACCGUAUUGAAAUGUCCAUCCUAGGGAUCCGAAUCCCGGACAGAAGACCAGAGCGGGAGGACAAUCGUGCAUCCACAGCGGUUCUACAGAGGCACGGGCACUGCGACGCCGUCAUCUGCUUUUGCGCUGGAGGCAGGGAUCAGGCAGAAGAAGAGGGGUGAGUUACCGCAGCAGCUCUCUGGCGCUCCGUGGGGGAUCUCAGCCUCAGCACAGGCUGGGAGGUCAAGGACUGAGCACGAGAGAUGUGCCGGGCGCUCCCUGCCUUGGCUCACUUGUUCCUCACGGCCACAACCCCUUUUCUUCCCCAGGCCCUGGCAGCUGGUCCCGUGCAGCUCCUGUGGAGCGCAGAGCACCCACCGAGAAUGCUCCUACUCGAGCAUCAGAAUGAACAAGUGGGACUGCGACAGAUGUGCUGGCCUGGGUACCGCCUCCAGCACCAUCGCGCAGCUCGCUGCCCUCAGCGCUGCCAGCCAGCAGGGCCUGGAGCCAUCCCACAGCCCCCAGGAGCCUGAGGACAGCUGCUCCGGCCCCACCAUCCAGCCAGCGUCGGGGCCAUCCCACACUUCCCAGCUGCUGGAGCUCAGCUGCCAGACCAGCGUGCUGGGCAUAGAACAUGGGACAACCUGCUCAGCUUUUCCUGACCAUCAGGACGCACCUGAGCAGUGCCAAGCACGCUGUGGGAGCAACCAUACAGCCACCCCCAGCACUGGAAGCAGCUCCCGCCCAUCCACCGCACAGGGCACUUUGGGAUCCUCCAGAGCAGCCACAGCGGCUGCGCGCAGGAGGCGUCCCAGGCAGCGCGGAACAAGCCGGACACGGAGCCGCUCCCCGCUGCAAGGUCGGGCCCCACCUUCCCAGAGCCGGACCAGAAGACCUCAGCGCAGCAGGCGAACACCAUCUCCAGCUGCUCAGAAGAGAACUCGCAGCACCAGCAGACCGGCGACGCGGAGGACCUUGAGGGCUUCCCUGCGUCCAGACAGCAGGGAAUGGCCCAGGCAGUUAGGGGAGGCCCGCAUGCGAAGCCAUUCCUCAGUGGCACGUCGAGUGCCACAUGUCCACAGCCGGCACUGAGGAGGCUGCGGGAGCCAGUUCCAACAGUGGGGGCUGCCCCAGGCAUGAAGACCUCCUGGGUCGAACAUGCAAGCCAACAUUCC
Gallus gallus (chicken) is the source of this 2407-nucleotide messenger RNA. RefSeq names its product G2/M phase-specific E3 ubiquitin-protein ligase-like. The record is from RefSeq and is a predicted model, not a curated record. NCBI's taxonomy places the organism in Eukaryota, Metazoa, Chordata, Aves, Galliformes, Phasianidae. Gene Ontology annotation, cellular component: nucleus. Bases 347 to 1414 code for a protein of 355 amino acids. The transcript has 7 exons.